AUGGUCGCUAUCAAGAUCUCCGCUUUAGCCCUUUUUGUGUCUUUGGCCACUCUCUCUUCAGCGACGCCUAUUGAACCCGAGGCUCAGACUCUUGAAGCUCGCGCCAGAGGCAAUGCCGUUGUCUACACUUCCGUUGGGCCAUCAUGUGAUAGGGUUGUUGAGCGUCAGGCAUUCCAAGGCGAUAACGUUCACAUCUGUCAUGAAGUGACAAACAUCGGUUCCCUUCGGGUUGAAGGAAGUGGUUGCUUGGUUAAAUAUUGGCAAAAUCGCGGAUGCAAGGGGAAGGGCGUCCAGGUUCUGGACUCUUACUGUCAAUCUGUCCAGUUUUCCUCUUACAGCGUUGAUUGCCCUUACAGGAGCAAGGACCGAGGCCAGCAGACAUGGCCUUACCCUAACUAG
Molecule: messenger RNA, 399 nt
Organism: Fusarium coffeatum
Lineage: Eukaryota; Fungi; Ascomycota; Sordariomycetes; Hypocreales; Nectriaceae
Exons: 2
Coding region: 1-399 (132 amino acids)
Source: RefSeq, a predicted model, not a curated record